Messenger RNA from Plectropomus leopardus (leopard coralgrouper), 1860 nucleotides. RefSeq names its product transmembrane protein 41aa (gene tmem41aa). The record is from RefSeq and is a predicted model, not a curated record. Lineage: Eukaryota; Metazoa; Chordata; Actinopteri; Perciformes; Serranidae.
GCGGUGGUUGGUUGGCCUUUGUUUCUCUCUCCGUGGAGCUCACUGACAACAAGGAGGUGAAUCCUCGUCCCGGCUGUUGAAGUGAGGAAUAUGCGCUCACUUGUGGGACUACUCGCUGUUGUUGUUGCAGCCAGUUUGUACCUGUAUUCACUGUCCCUGUACCUUCCCGCGGCACCGCGACGACCAAGUGCCGAGAGAGGACAUGAAGAGUCCGAGCAGCCCGCUGACAGCUCCGAGGAGCCCGGCAGGUUGAAGUUCCCCUCGGACUUGGAGGAGCUGAGGGAACUUGCUGAACUCCUUCAGUUUUAUAAGACAGAACACACUGGAUAUGUCCUGCUACUUUUCUGCAGUGCGUAUCUCUACAAGCAGUCCUUUGCCAUUCCCGGAUCCUCCUUCCUGAACAUUUUGGCUGGAGCUAUAUUUGGACCAUAUCAAGGGCUGCUGCUUGCCUGUUUGCUCACCACUGUGGGCUCCACCAUGUGCUACCUCCUGUCCCAAGCCUUCGGGAAGCGUUACAUUGUUAACCUCUUCCCAGAUAAAGUCUCCCUGCUACAGAGAAAGGUAGAGGAGAACCAGGACUGUUUGUUCUUCUUUCUGCUUUUCUUGAGGUUCUUUCCCAUGACUCCCAACUGGUUUCUGAACAUGUCUGCCCCGAUUGUCAACAUCCCCAUCACCUUCUUCUUCUGCUCUGUCUUCAUUGGCCUUCUGCCGUACAACUUCAUCUGCGUUCAGACGGGCGUUAUGCUGUCUGAGGUGUCGUCACUGGAUGACUUGUUCUCCUGGGAGAGGCUGCUGCAGCUGCUGGCCAUCGCUUGCGUUGCUCUGGUGCCCGGCGCCCUUAUCCGCCGCUUCAGUCAGAAGCGCCUCAAACUGGACAUGCCAUCGCAGAACGGGCUCUUCACAGAUAAGAAGGUCCAGUGAUUUGUUUCAGGAAUUAAUUUGUUCCCCGGCGCUUUGAUGCCCUCUGCCCUCAAGACUGAAUGUAUUUAAAAGUGGUGACUCAGAAAAACUUUGCCCACACACACACACACACACACACACACACACACACACACGUAAAGGUUUCUUUUAUCUGGAGUGCUUUAUUUUUCUGGAGAUUGAGAGAAAAUUGGCACGGUGGGUGUUUGAAACCAAGUAUUUUGUGUAACCAAAUGUUGGUGUUUCUGUGCCACAACUGUGAGCACAGCAGGCACAGUUUAUGUACAUAGAUGUUUGAAUGUAAUCAGUUGGGGAGAGGAAAGAGUUUCCAGGAGACUUUGCUCCUGAUUAUCGCAUACCAAGAGUAGUGUUUCAAGUGCCUGUCAUGCUCGACGGACUCUGUUUCAAACUUCUACCUCCAACAUGGACUUGUGGAACAGUUAAGGUUAAGGCCUACUCAUGCUUGUUGUUGCUGGUUGUUUUCAGAUGAUUGUUUUUGGGGGUUUGUUUGCAUUAUUUACUUUGUAACUUAAAUAUGAAUCAUGCAUAGAAAUAGAAUGAAUAGAAAGGACAUUGAGCUGCUUUCUGUAGUCAUUUUACUUGUAAAGAAGAAAAUAUUGUUACUUGUUAUGCUGAUAACACACCGUAUAGCCAGGCCAUUAAGUGUGUCACACUCACAAGUUUGAGAACUCCGUUUUGGCCUAUUUUAAGUUAUUGUAACAAACUUCGUUCAAAUUUGACAGAAACAAAAUAAAAUUCACCCAAACCAUCUUGUUGUUUUGCGAAUGUCCGAUCUACUCUGAGUCUAUUUCUAUGGAAUGAUGUUUGCAGCAUUAUACGACUUGAAGUUGUUUUUUUCCUGUAUGACGAACACAUUUUGCAAUCAGUAUAAAUUGUAAUACAGUAUGUUGGACAAUUUCUACUGUUUUUAAACUCUGAACU